UUUCAUUUGGUAAAGCAGCAUCUAAUAAGAACAUCAGCCGAUCUUCAUCUCUAUAUGAACUGUCCUAGAUAAUUCAAAACUCUUCCUUAUAAUCGUUGACGUCGCCACUCCUCGAUCUCACUUUGCUGGUUUAAUUUGUCACCUUCAACCUCUUCCUUGCCCUCGAUCGCUUUUCUUCAGUCAAAACUCUGGCUAACAUGGCUACUUGUCCAAGCAUGAUUGUACCAGAAGUUCUUAGAAAAGAAAAUUAUGAAAGGUGGAGCAUUUUAAUGGGACAUUAUUUAGUAGCUCAAAAUCUUUGGGACGUUGUUCAAGUAAAUGAGAUGCCUGACCAGGGAGAGUGGAUUCAAAAGAAUGCUUUAGCUCUGCAUUCAAUUAAGGUUUCAUGCGGAACAGAAAUGUUCAAUCGGAUUAAGAAGAUGGAUUCAGCCAAAGCUGCUUGGGAUGCUUUAGCCGAAAUGCAGCGACCACCUUCCUAUCACGAUCUUGCUGAGCUCCGAGAAGUUUUCCCUCAGGACAUUGACGAGUUGCAAGAAGAAAUCCCUCAGGACAAUGACGAGUUGCAAGAAGAAACGCCAACAGUGCAACAUACGACCUUGCAUGAUUUGAUUUGCCGGGGGAAUAUUGGCAAAGUAAAGCAGUUCUUACGCGACAAUCCGGAUUCAAGAUCUGAAAGUAUAUUAGACCCUGCUAUCCACGUUGCAAUUACUGCUGGUAAGAAAGACAUUGCACGCUAUCUCUACGAGGAGACUCUGCAAUGUCUAAAUGGAGAUCGUGGCUUCUUCCUCCUCCAAGAUCGUGGUUUCUUCCUCCUCCAAGAGUGUAUAAAAAAGAAAAUGUUUGGUAUGAGCUUUAAGAAUCUUUUUCUUUUUGCCGUUAAUGUUUCACUUUUAUCUCACAAACUUUGUACAACAUCAAAUCUGCCACAUCCCUUGAUUUUAGGCGAAAAUAACGCAAUCCAAAAUGUUCAACUCACGUUUCCCGUUUGCCUACCUUGGACAGCCACCAACAACCGCCAUUGCAACUCGUAUUCCAGCCCCCAGGGAUGGAACUAGGAAAAGCGACCUUUUUUUUCUUACACCCUAAUUUUAGUUUUUUUUUUUUCUUUGCGAAGGGAUUUAGGAUAGUUUCUUAAGCCUUAUUUGGCAUGGUAAUUUGAAAGUAAUGAUUAGUAGUCUUGUCUAAAUUAUUAAGUAUAGAUGUUUGAUUGUUUAUUUUGAAAUAAUUAGAAAUAAGGUAUUUAGUGAAAAUUUCUGGUUUGGAAUUGGCAAAAAAGGCAAAUCAGCCCCUGUACUGGGUAAAUGGUGGCAAAUUAGCCCCUCAACUAAAAACAAAUGCAAAUUAACCUUUCCACUUGUUGUAUGGUUGCAAAUAAGUCUUUUUUGUAUGG
Molecule: messenger RNA, 1390 nt
Organism: Rubroshorea leprosula
Lineage: Eukaryota; Viridiplantae; Streptophyta; Magnoliopsida; Malvales; Dipterocarpaceae
Source: the annotation of a GenBank genome assembly